GAAAAAGGUAAACAAUGUAGCUGUUAGUUAAGGUAAAAUCUGAUUUGUCUGCGCAUUGUUCGUUCUCAGUAAAUAAAAAUUCAUCAUACAAGAAUCCUGAUACCGGGGACGAUUAAGUGGAAGAACGUCACAUUAUGACUUUUCUGGGUAUCCUGGCCAGGGCCAGGGCCAUGUCAAAGGCUGGCAUGACCAAGCCCUCCUGCCUUGUGAAGCCAGUGUCUCUGACAAGGAUCCCAGGACGCUACCUGACCCACCAGGAGGGUCUUCCUAAACUGCCUGUGCCACCGCUGAACCAGACAUGCGAUCGCUACCUGGCUGUGCUGGAGCCUAUCAUAGAGUCGGAGGAGCUGAACCAAACACGGACACUGGUGGAAGAGUUCCAAAGACCAGGGGGCGUAGGAGAGAGGCUGCAGCAAGGCCUGGAGCGCCGCGCUCACAAGGCGGAGAACUGGCUCUCUGACUGGUGGUUACAGAUGGCCUAUCUGGACUACCGGAUGCCUGUGGUCAUCCACUCGAGCCCUGGAGUUGUACUUCCCCGCUUAGAAUUUAGUGACCGCCAGGGUCAAAUAAGAUAUGCUGCAAAAUUGAUUGCUGGAGUUUUGGAUUUCAAGACCAUGAUUGACAAUGAAACUUUGCCAGUGGAGUAUCUGGGUGGGAGGCCCCUGUGCAUGAGCCAGUACUACCGGGUGCUGUCCUCCUGUCGCAUUCCGGGCAUCAAGAGCGACUCAGUGGUGAACUACGCCUCCAACAAGACUCCACCCAGGCACAUCACUGUGGUGCACAACUUCCAGUUCUACGUUCUGGACGUGUACAACAGUGACUGCACACCCCUGACCGUGGACCAACUCUACGUUCAGCUGGAGAAGAUCUGCAACUCGUCCCUUCAGACCAACAAGGAGCCGGUCGGCAUCCUCACCUCCAACCACCGCAACAGCUGGGGCAAGGCGUACGCCAACCUCAUUAGAGACAAGACAAACAAGGAGUCAGUGCGGGCAAUCCAGAAAAGCAUCUUCACCGUAUGCCUGGACGCUCCCAUGCCCCGUGCGUCAGACGACAUGUACCGCACCCGUGCCGCCGUGCAGAUGCUCCAUGGUGGCGGAAGCCGCUGGAACAGCGGGAACCGCUGGUUUGACAAGACGCUGCAGUUCAUUGUUGGUGAGGAUGGGGCAUGUGGUUUGAUCUAUGAACAUGCCCCUGCUGAAGGGCCACCAAUUGUGGCACUGAUUGACCACGUAGUGGAAUACACGAAGAAGUCCGACAUAGUUCGCACUCCAAUGGCUCCACUGCCCAUGCCUCAGAAACUAUGCUUCAACAUUUCACCAGAGCUAAAGAAGGACAUUGAGGAGGCCAAGCAGAACAUGAACAUAAUGGUUCAAGACUUGGAUAUGAAAGUCCAUGUGUUCUCCUACUUUGGUAAAAACAUCCCAAAGUCAUAUAAGUUGAGCCCUGAUGCUUUCAUCCAGGUGGCGCUGCAGCUCGCCUACUACAGGAUGUACCAGCAUUGCUGUGCCACCUACGAGAGUGCCUCUCUGCGCAUGUUCAGACUGGGCCGAACCGACACCAUCCGCUCAGCGUCCGUUGACUCCGCCACAUUUGUCCGGGCCAUGGACGACCAGUCCAUACAGAACUCAGAGAAGGUGGCCCUACUCGAGAAGGCAGUGAAGGCCCACCGAGCUUACACAGACAUGGCAAUCCGCGGGCAGGCCAUUGAUAGGCAUUUGCUCGGUCUGAAGCUACAAGCCAUCGAAGACUUGUCAGCCUUGCCGGAUAUCUUCAUGGACACAUCUUAUGCUGUGGCCAACCAUUACAAUCUUUCAACCAGCCAGGUCCCAGCUAAGACAGACUGUGUGAUGUGUUUCGGCCCUGUGGUGCCUGAUGGCUAUGGCGUGUGCUACAACCCCAUGGAGGAGCAUAUCAACUUUGCCAUCUCUGCCUUCAACAGCUGUGCCGACACCAGCGCCACUCGGCUGGCUCAUGCCCUGGAGGACGCCCUGCUAGACAUGAAGGCCCUGCUGGAACAGACCCCCAAAGCCAAACUGUAAAAAUGACAGACCCUUCCACUCUGUGGCCGUCCCCAGCAUCAGGAAUUGAGAGGACCUCUGGUCCAAGAGGACCCAGACCCAUCAAUGAUGAUGUUUUACAGAUAGUUUUUGUUACUUUGGAGAUAUCAUCAUCCAUAAACUCUACAGUUUCAGUAGAAUUUCUUCUUUAUGCUGUAUUUUUUAAAAAGAGGUUUUAGUGCGUUUUGAGUACAAUCAUCCACUUAGCAGACUCAUCUCUCUCUUUCUUGAUUACAGAAUUUGCAAUGGAAUAAUGACAGAAAAUGAAUUAUAAUGAAGUAGAAAAUGGUUUGAGGCCAGUUGUCACUAUGCUGCUUCUCUGUGGGUGUGUUUUUAAUAAUAUAAAUACAGAGGCAGACAUACAAAUUUUUAUUGCAACUGAUUUGUACAGAAAUGUGUACCAUAAAAUUGUAAAAUUUAACGCUUCUGUAAUGUAGCAUAUUACAUGUUCAGAUCGCAACCUGUGUAACAAUAUAUAUAUAUAUUAUUUUGACUCAAACUGUGGUUGAAGUUCUCUCUUAAAGUUUCUACCAAUGAUAGAAUAAUUUCUAAUAUAAGAUUACCUUAGGUGUUGUUACCUUAGGUUGAUUAUGUUUAAAAUUAAAUUAAAAGACUGUCGAAAAGCAA
Molecule: messenger RNA, 2687 nt
Organism: Electrophorus electricus (electric eel)
Lineage: Eukaryota; Metazoa; Chordata; Actinopteri; Gymnotiformes; Gymnotidae
Source: RefSeq, a predicted model, not a curated record